UUCAUUUCUUUUUCUGCCAAGUUUAAAAGAUUUAUUUAUCAUUUUAUUUAAUUUUCUCUACAUACUUCAUCUUCCUCUGAGACCCAUCUCUCUCGGUCUCUCACUCCCCUCCAGGAAAGAUAAAUCCCAUUUAGAAUAUUUGUAAACAACGAUUCAAAGAAAUAUGAGAAGGCUACAAAGGGACCAAGCCAAAGCAAAUCUUCUCAUUACGUCAACCAUUGCUCCGAUCUCUCUCUUCCUGGUACGUUUGACCCUUUUCUCACAAACCCAUUUCUCUUCAUCCUUCAGGGUCCUCAGAUUAAACUCUGACCGUCCAUUCACUCCUGUCCUAUCAUCAAUCUCAGACGUCCACGACCUCCUCCCCAAAUUCGGUCUCCCAAAGGGUCUCCUCCCCAAUUUCCAAUCUUACUCUCUCUCAGGCGAUGAUAGUUUCGAGGUCGAGCUCAGAAGCCCUUGCUAUGUGUACUACGAUAAGAAGAUUAUAGGGAAAUUGAGUUAUGGGUUGGUUUCUGAUGUGACUGGAAUUGAAGCCAAGAUGCUCCUUUUGUGGGUCUCUGUGACUAAGAUUCAUACCGAUAAGGGCUCAGAUAGCAUCAGAUUCUAUGUUGGAUCUUUGUCUGAGGAUCUUCCUGCCUCAAAAUUUGAAAAUGUUCCUGACUGUAAGAGUAAGGCUUGCAAAUCGACCAACCUCGAAUCCAUUUAAGUCUUGAGUAAAUAGGAAUUUACUCUCCAAGAUAAAGAAUCCACAAAAUGAUACCAUUGAAGUUGGGCCUAGAGAUUAUAAGCUGACCUUUUCAUCUACCUCGGGACAACUAAAACAAAUGUACAAUUCUAAAACUGAGGUUGAUGUACUAAUACAAUAGAGCUAUCUCUGGUAUGGUUCAAGCACUGGUGAUUCUGAUUCUCAGGCUUCAGGGGCAUAUAUUUUCCGGCCUAAUGGGGCACCUCCAAUUAUUGUUUCAAGAUCAGUAUGCACUUUCUUGCAGUUCAAUGUAUAUAUAUGUUAUUAUUUAUUUUCUAUAAAAAAAAUUAUAAGACCAAUUUAUGAUAAUAAGCUUUGAAAACAACAAAUUAACCAAGAGCUUCUAAUGGUUUUGACUUCUGAUCUGUUAUAUAAUUUCAUGCAUUUUACAGGUUCCACUAAAGGUCAUUCGUGGUAAUUUCAUGACUUUUGAUCUGUUGUAACUAUUUGUCUGUAAAUUUUUUAGUUUGACUGCUUAUGAUGGUCUGUAUUGCUUUUUUAAAGUAUAUUACUAAGCUUUUAAAUAAUGCCUUAGAGGUGUUUGAAUGAAUGAUUCACUAAGAUAUAUGUGAAUAAUUUCUUAUCAGUGAGGAAAUUGGAUUUUUGGCCCUGAAUUUUUUCUUAACGUUGAUUAUUUAAGAGUCCAUAAUUGUAAGUGUUAGUGUAAGAGCCAUGUAUUUAUGCUCUUUAGCUAUAAAUAUAUAUAAAUGGCUUUAUGAGUGUGAAUGAGGUAAGUUUUAGUUAUAUUUAGUGGGAUGUGCUCUGUUCCAUAAUUUUUCAAAUAUUUCUGAAGAAAUAGUUACAGAGUCAAAUUGGACCAGUGAGUUAAAUGAUUUCAAGGAAGCAUCAUAGUAUCACUUUUAUAUAAUUAAUUUAUGAUGUUCUGAAAAAAUUUCUGACCAUAGUUCAUACUUAUUAUAUAAUAAAUUGCCAAGCUUUUACAUUAUUUUACAAGUAAUUUAUAUAAAAUAAAUUAAAUGCACUUCUUUAUUUUUAACUCCAUAUUAGCUUUAGAUGUCUUAUUUAGUUAUUCCACUUUGAAAGUAAAUGGGUUCAAUAGAAAGAGAUUGUGGGUUCUUUAUCAUCAGUAUAUCAACCACAGAGACCUCUUCUAGAGACAUCAUCAACAUCUGUCGAUUCAGCUGCAACUGGACAUGCGAGUGGAGUUGAUUGGCAAGAAGAGGUUUACCAGAAGAUCAAAACAAUGAAGUAACUGUACUUACCUGAACUUCAUGAAUUGUAUCAGAAAAUUGCUGGCAAAUUACAGCAGCUUACUCGAUCGUUUAAUGAAAGUGGUAAAAUCUAUGUCACCUAAGGCAUUGAGUGCUUCUGUCAGGGACAUUGGCUCUGUUGUCAGCAUGGUUGGUCAAAGUUGAGUACUAUAGUACUCUCUUGCAUAUCCUCAAAGUUGGUCAGCCAUAGAUUUUGAUGGCUAGAAUUUGCCACUGAUAUGAAUUGCUAUGUGUUUUUUGACUUUGGAUUGAAGUUUUAGUGCCAUAUUAUGGAUACGUUCCUCUGUUUUCAUGUGAUUUAUUUUUUAUGCAUCUGGUUUAAAUUUCAAUUCUAUUACUAUUGAUCCUAAAUUAAGUUUAUGAUUUCAUGGGUUGUGUUGAAAUGCCUAUUCUCAAGUGUUCCCUCAUUUGCUUCUGCCUUAUUUUUGUGCAUGCAUAUUUAAUGCUUAUUUCUAUUCCUGCUUGUUAAUUUAUUGGAACAUAUAUAGUACAGUACUAAUUGAAAAUAUAUAUUUAUAUAUAUUGUUCUGAGAACACUCCUUGCACUCAUGUCCAUGGUAUAUAUAGUUUCUCAUUGUUUUAAACAUUGAUUUAUGUUUUUGCUUGCGUAUUUCUCUCUUGUUUUGGACAUUUAGCAUUAGCUAGUUAGAUUAAGUUUAUUUUUCAUUAAAAAUAUUAAUUUAUAAUAGAAAAACUUGUUUUAAAUAAUUGGGUGAAUCUUUUAUAAUGUUAUCUAAUGGUGAUCAUAUUUUAUUUUCUCUUUUUAUGACAUUUUAAAUAUGUUUUUUCUUCUUCUAUUUGUUUAGUGUACAUUAUUCUAUAUUAAAAAUAUCCCCUUUCUAUUUUCUUUAUUGUGAUUUUAAAAUAAAUUGUAGAAGUUAUGAAAGGAUUGGUGCCAAUUACCAUUUAGCUUUCAUUCGUAUUUGGGCUUGCAACAAUAUUGAAAUAACAACCACAUGAAAAUAAUGAUUUGAUCUGACCCAAUGAUUUUGAUCCCUUAUUGGGGUACUUUUGGUGCACUUUUCAUCAACUAAAACUUGUUAUGGAUUCACUUGUAUGGGUAUUUUGGUUAACUGUAACGACCCAGAUUUUCAAGACUCGAUAAUGCGGAAAUAUAAAUGUUUUCAUUUAACAAAAUGUCUCAAAAACCCAUAGAAAAAAAAAACUUUUUAAAAAGUCGUAUGGUCAUACUUAACAUUUAGUUACAAACAUGUUUUAUAAAGAGUAGCGUGAGCCUAGUUUAGGAAAAUUACACAACAUUUCCAAAAAUAAAACGGCUUCCCAAAAGGUCGGUCCACAUGUACAUUUGCAAGGAAGACUCCAGCGCUCACUGCUCUGCCUUGCCCUUGCUCUUACCUACAACAUGAAACAACUAGGUAAGCGAAAACGCUUAGUAAGAUCAACUUUCAAACAAAGCAUGUAGAGAAUUAGGGUUUCGAACCCAUCCGGACCCUACACAAUCAAUUCCAAGAACGCUAAAGCGUCCUGGAAAACUUAUGGUUAUGCCUGAUAACCAAUGGUAAAUUAAUUCAUAACUAGAUAAAAUCCUGCACUCAGAAAAUCCCAGAGCAAGCAGAUAUAUUAUAUCACAACUAUAUCUUAUCAACAAUUAUAUCUCUGCACUCAGAAAAUCCCAGAGCAAGCAGAUAUAUUAUAUCACCAUAUAAUUCGAGACCAACGCUCGACAAUUUCCAACAAUUCAAGCGUAACGCGCCCUCCAACAUAAUUGCUAAUCUGUAAAAGAGAACCGAGUCUCCACACUAAGAGUCUCCACACUAAGAUCUAGCCAAUAAAUAUUCUCAUCAAGGGUAACUAUCGUGUUACCUAGGGCAUCGCUACUUAUCCAAGAGUGUAAUCCAAUUUACACGGUUUUACGGAAACUUAUAUGUUAAUCAUUGGUGCUGGUGAGCAGUUGCCCCUAGGGUGUUCAGCCUCACUCAAUCUUUGCAACCCCUAGUAUCUCUAGGCACUCUCACUGAAUGGCCAAUAUUCACGGCUGCUAUCCGGGAAUAACUUAUCAGAGCACUUACUCGGAUUCUAACCGUCCAAUGAUUAAGUAAGCAUGAGGGCCCCUAGGUCCCAUUUAUUUUGGCGCCCCUAGGUUUAACCAGCUUAUCCUCAUCUCAUGGCCACUCGUCGCGGUAAUGAGCCGGACAUAAAUAAAAUCAAGCAGUGUGACGGGGAUCAACCGUCUAGGAUAUGACGGACAUCUACCGUUCAUAUUUUCUAAAUCAGCACUCACUAGACUAACGUCUCUAAGCAACUUUCUAUGACAGUCUAUAUAUGUGCAUGUAUCCCUAUACUAACAUACAAGACAAUAAUCAUUUCAUGUUGCAGCCAUACAAUAUAAGUUGACUUACUUGGAGUCCUUAGCGCUCAGCAGGUUUUCACCCUCCAACAUUCAGUCCAGUUACGCUUAGCCAAUAAUGUAGUUAUCCAUACAGUAUACUCGGAUUAAUUAUGGCACUCAUAAUUCAUUAUUAUUAUUUUGGGCAGUUUGGUCAUUUUAAUAAAAGUCAUUUGUAAGGAUUUAUAAAUGUUUCAUAAGAAGAAAAGUCCAAAUUGGCUUUUGACACCUUUUUCACUCUUAUUAAGUUUUAACCACCAAACUUAACAUUAAUUAAUUAAAUUAAAUUUCUCUCACAUUUAAUUUAAUUAAUCACAUAAUAAAAUUUAACCUAAAGUCCAUUCAUGGAAUAAAAUUCCCCAUUUCGACAAAAUUAGGCAUUUAACACAAAAUGCCUUAAAAUUUCCAUUUUCUUUUAGGUUUAUUAUUUUUGACCAAACUUGAACUUUUAUGAAUGUAUUUUAUGCUCAAAAUAUAAUUGCCAUGAUUUUUCAUUUUAUUUUCCAAGAUUUUUACCCGAUCAGGGUUUUUGUGUCGGUCCAGGACCGAAAGUCUUAUCUUGACUUUUAAAAUCACAAAAUUCAUAUUUUGGCUAGCAAUAACUCAUGGAAUACUUCCAAACAAAAUAUAAUAUUAUUUAAAAUAAUAUUCUUAACCCGGGGGAGAAAUCCCGAUCCGAGUCGUUUAAAGGUACCCGAAAACGCAGGACGUUACACUAACAGUAAGCAAUAUUGAAGAAACUGGGCUAAAACCUUUAACUGAUUAAAAUGCUAAAGAAAAUUUUCAGGUGCAUUUUUUAUUAUUGUUGUUUUUCUAUAUGAUUAUGUUGGAUAAUAAGCAAGUGUAGAUAAUUCUCUUAUCUUGUUGGUACUUAUUGACAGAGUUUCAAGUUCUGCAAUCAAUUUUAGACCUUAUGUUGGAUAAUAUAUAUACAUAAUUUUAGACCUUAUGUUAUAAGCUACUGCAUUCAUACAUAUAUAUUUGGAUAUAAUUGUAGAUUUUCUAUCUAUUAUAAGCUACUGAAUCCAUACAUAUGCAGGUUCUGGCUACUAUAUAUCUCAUUACCAUGAUUUUAAAUUUGUGUACCACAAGCAUAUUGGUGUUAUUAAAAGCAUUUUUUCUUGUAGCAUGUUGUAUAAACUUUAUUGCAUGGUCCUCUCUUGAUGAUGACUUGUCUUCUGUUUUUACAAGUAUUUUGUCUUUGUAACAAAAGCUAUCUUUGAGUUGGUAACAAAAGCUGUCUUUGAGUUGGUAUCAACUGAAACAUAUAAGUGUAAAGAUUUAAUUACAAUGGUAAUUAAGUAAGUAACAUUCUGAGUGCAUAAUCAAUUGCUGAUUUUAUGUCUAUUACUUUUCAGCUUUUUCAUGUAGCUCUUUCUUCUUCUUUAUUAUUAUUAUUAUUCAUCUCUAUCUACCCUCAAUUAACUAGCUUGCUUAGUUUAAGUGGAAUAAUGAUGAAGCUAAUGUAACUCAUGGCUUAGCAUCCCUCAUUUGAAUACAGUUAUUUUUCUACUUGUGUAGACUGUGGAGAGUAGAUUUUGAUUUUUGGCAUAUCAGGUUAUUACUACCAUACCAUCAACUUGGCAAAUGUUGAUAAUUUUGGGACAAUGGUUUAUUUUUUAAAAUGAUAUAUGUGAGCUAUACAAUGGUAAAUGUAGUUUGAUUUUCAAAAUAUGUGUGUGUGUCUAUAUGUGUUACUGCUGAUGAGGCUACUAUUGCUGAAAUAUCUUGUCCAAAUGUUUCUUGUGUGUAGUUAAUUUAGUAAUACUUUGAAUUGAGAUGUCAUGUUUUAUUAUGUAUAGUGGUGGAGGAGAUUAAAAAAUGUUUCAUUGUAGAAAUACCCAGCUAGCUUUAGAAGAUUUUUUAGUCUUUUAACAAGCACCAUUCUGAAGAGUAGUUGGACAUGAGCUUGUGCUUAGAUGAGUUUUUGUUGACUCUCUAGUGUCAUCUGUGGUCUUUAAGCAUUCCUCUAUGAAUUGUAUAUUUGAUCAAUUUCCCACUUUAAAACUCAGUGCCCUUUUUCACUUUGAUAAGUUUGACUCUUUUAUUUUUAUUUUUAUGGAUGACUUUGAAUAUCUUCUAAGUAACUAGUAAGUAUAUUUUGAAUAUCUUAGAAUGAGUAAAGGAGUAUGGUUUGUGAGAAACUAGAUGUGCUUAGAUAAUACUAUUCCCACCAUGACCGUCAAGACCUCGAUAAUUUUUUGGUAAGUAUAUUUGCUUUUUCUGGUUUUAGUUGGUAAUUUUGUUUGUUUUCCUCUGCAACUAACUGAGCAUAUAUAUUUCAUUUCCUAACAUCUAAAACAAAACAUGGAUAAUGGCAACUAAGGUCACUUAGGACAAUUGAAAAGUUCAGAUAAUUAGAAUAAAGAAAACUAAAUGUUUACACAGUCUUACAGUAGUUGUAAUGUGGCCAUUUUAGAGCCAUGGAAUGUGGUUCCAUGUGGAUGCUGCAUAUGCUGGAAGUGCUUGUAUAUGUCCAGAAUAUUGCCACUACAUUGAUGGUGUUGAAGAAGCUGACUCAUUUAACAUGAAUGCACAUAAAUGGCUUCUGACAAACUUUGAUUGUUCUUCACUCUGGAUCAAGGUAUGUGAGUACCAUUAAUGCACAAAAAAGGCUUCUAACAGUAGCGAGUUUGAUUUUCCAUGCAUUCUGGUACAUGAUCAUGAAGACAGAGUACAUAUAUUGCAACAGUUAUCUAACUUGCAGGUCACUUUAAUGUAUAACUAGUCUUUUAUGUGUGCUGGUUUUAUUACUUUAAAAUAUCAUUUCACUAAUACUAACUCUUCUCGCAAAUGGACAGAGCAAAUUGAAGAAUGUAGCAUGUAUUUCCUCCUCCCAAGCCUACCUCUUAGUGAGAGAUCAAAUUGAAAAAUCAAAAUCUGAAGUUAUUGAGUAUCAUGAACUAUACAUAUAAUGAAUUAUUGCACUAUACAUCAAUUGCUAGAGUCUACAGAUUUAAUAUUUAUUGCACUAUACAGAUGCAUUGUUGUGCUUGUUUAACACAACAUAGAACUAGAUCUGAUCCAUAAUUUGUAUAAGAAGCUAAUAAAAAAUCUGUUUUUAUUUUUCAAUUCCCAUUUGCAGGAGAGAGAUUUAGUGAUUUAGUGCUAAGUGGAGUGCCUCCAUUUUGGGCUGAGCGAGCAAGGGAUAUUUGAAGAAGUAUUACAUGGUGACCUAGACUUUUCAACAGACCCAUGGCCUAGUAUUUCUAAAGAUGCCAAAGAUUUAGUAAGGAAAAUGCUUAUUCGAGAUCCCAAAAGGUGGAUAUCUGCACAUGAUGUUUUUUGAAGCUCUGGAUGUUGUUCAUAUAAGCAAAGAAGAUUAGCACAGUGUAACUUUUUUAAUGGUUUUUGGCUGUAGGUUCUCUACUGAAGAAUUUUUGGGGGUAUGUUUCAAGGAAAUAAGUAAAGAAAUGACUUAUGGAUUUUAGUGGUUAAACAGACUGUGGGGCUUGCGAGGGUGAUGAUCAAGCAUAGUUUAGAAGUAGAGGGCUUACUUGAUGCAGUGGACAUUGUUGGAACAGGUGGUGAUGGAGCAAACACAGUUAACAUUUCGACUGGAGCUUCAAUACUUGCUGCAGCUUGUGGUACCAAAAUUGCAAAGCAAGGAAAUCGUUCAAGUUCUUCAGCAUGUGGAAGUGCCGAUGUAUUAGAAGAGUUGGGGAUAGUUAUCGACCUGGAACCUGAGGUUCGUGCUGUAAAAUUUUCUGUUUUAGAUGAAUAAGCUGGUAGAUUAAUAAGAUGCUAAACCAAUUUCAAAUUUGUCAAUGUCUUUGUCAGCAGCAGCUUCUCAUCUUGUAAGAGCGUAACUGAACAUUAUUCUGACUCAAUUCAAGUUUGUGAUAUGUGUGACUUAAUUGUCUUAUUAAAUUUGUUCUGAUCAUUUUUUUAUUA
Messenger RNA from Humulus lupulus (European hop), 8215 nucleotides. RefSeq lists its product as uncharacterized. Bases 164 to 703 code for a protein of 179 amino acids. The transcript is spliced from 12 exons. Lineage: Eukaryota; Viridiplantae; Streptophyta; Magnoliopsida; Rosales; Cannabaceae. The record is from RefSeq and is a predicted model, not a curated record.